Trypanosoma brucei brucei TREU927 is the source of this 711-nucleotide messenger RNA. RefSeq lists its product as hypothetical. The transcript has a single exon. The record is from RefSeq and is a predicted model, not a curated record. NCBI's taxonomy places the organism in Eukaryota, Euglenozoa, Kinetoplastea, Trypanosomatida, Trypanosomatidae. Bases 1 to 711 code for a protein of 236 amino acids.
AUGAAGCGGUCUUUUUUGUUUCUGACAUUUUCUAACAAUACGGGUCAUUACGGGCCCCCGGUAUACAUGCCUCUGGAGUAUGCGAGCCGCGUUACGAAUCAGAAACAAUUGGUAUUUACACACCCAAAAGACCCAAAGUAUGGAUGGAAUACACAUGUACAUGAGCUAGCUUCCCUUCAUCCAGGUAUUUUGGGACCAGGUCGACGUACACCUCAAUUGAAUUGGUAUAAUCGCGGCGGUAUAGUGUGUGAGAUACCUCCUGUUCCUGUUUAUCGUCAUCACAUAUGGUGCCAGGGCCACUCACAUUAUAUUUUGCAGCAUCCAAAGAUUUUUAUUAAAUGCCCUCGUGGUGAGGUCGUUUGCUGCAAAUGGUGUCGCCUUAAAUUUAUUAAUAUGUCUACUGAUGAGGACAAUGAUGAUGAUUGGAGGGAAGAGGAACAAAAGAUUGCAACUACCCCCGAGGCCGCUGAUGAUUUGAUGCAACCUAUACGUGACGUUGGUGGAGUGCUGCGUGAUCGGCCAUUUCAAGACGGAAGGGAGCCAGAUCCACAUGUGUAUCGAGCCGUGUUCAACCCUGAGCGACACCGAUGGAAGCAUCCUCACCACAAGUAUGAGGUGCAUCCCGCUUAUGCUGGAUCUAGUACUAGUAGUAGCAGUGCAGACCAUUCUUGUGGUAGAGAGGGUGGAAAUAGUAGUGCUGCAGUUCAUUGA